This is a messenger RNA of Anolis carolinensis (green anole), 6183 nucleotides long. RefSeq names its product BARX homeobox 2 (gene barx2). The transcript has 4 exons. Bases 160 to 969 code for a protein of 269 amino acids. Gene Ontology annotation, biological process: regulation of DNA-templated transcription. The record is from RefSeq and is a predicted model, not a curated record. Gene Ontology annotation, molecular function: DNA-binding transcription factor activity, RNA polymerase II-specific; DNA binding. NCBI's taxonomy places the organism in Eukaryota, Metazoa, Chordata, Lepidosauria, Squamata, Anolidae.
GGGAGGCUGCGGAGGAGGAGGAGGAGGAGGCUGGAGCCACAGGAGGAAGAGACGCAGGAGGCGAAGCGGCGGAGGAAGGAGGCGGACGGGCCGGGAGCGCGGGAGGGGAGGGGGCUUGGUCUCGGAGCCCUGGGCCCCUCUUUGGCCCCGGUGCCAGCCAUGCACUGUCCCGGCGAGGCCCCCGGGCAGCAGCUCAAGGCAGGCAGGAGGCGCUACAAGACCUUCAUGAUCGACGAGAUCCUCUCCAAGGAGACCUGCCACUACUUCGAGAAGCUCUCGCUCUACUCCGUCGGGCCCUCGCUCCUCGUCCGGCCCAAAGCCCUCCACUCCUGCUCCGGCUCCCCUUCUCUGCGGGCCUAUCCCCUCAUCUCGGUCAUCACCCGGCAGCCCUCCGCCAUCUCCCACUUCAUCCCGGCCGGGAGCACUUCUUCGCGGGUCCUCUCUCCGCACCCAACUCCCGGGAGCACCUGUUCCUCGGAGACCCAGGCCAGUGAAACUCAUGGGAGCAGCGAAUCCGAGACGGAGCAGCCCACCCCUCGCUUGAAAAAGCCCCGUCGGAGUCGGACCAUCUUUACGGAACUUCAGCUCAUGGGCCUGGAGAAGAAAUUCCAAAAGCAGAAAUACCUAUCCACGCCAGACAGGCUGGAUCUUGCCCAAUCCCUGGGUCUAACUCAGCUCCAAGUGAAGACUUGGUACCAAAAUCGCAGAAUGAAAUGGAAGAAAAUGGUCCUGAAAGGUGGUCAAGAAGCUCCCACCAAGCCCAAAGGCCGACCCAAGAAAAACUCCAUUCCAACCUCAGAGGAAAUUGAAGCAGAGGAAAAACUGAACAGCCAGAAACAAGUCCUGGAAGAAGACCAGGCCACAGAAAAGUGUGAGUCGACCAAGGAGCAUUUGGAUGCCUCCAUAGAGACACAAGAACCUCCUGAACAUACAGUGGAAACCUCCCAGGAGGAGACAACAUCAAGUUAAAAGAGUGAAGGGAAGAUACAACUGCACCGUUAAAGGACAGUGUAAAAACUGAAUUUGCCUGCACUUUGUGCCUUAAGAAAUCGACUGGUUUGGUGGGUCACCAUGGGGCAAGGAAACCUAUUGUAAUGGGUGACUUCAUAUAAAUUGGUACUUUUUUUUCAAUGUUGUGUGUACAUCCUUCCCAUAGAUAUCCUGGAACUAGGGAUCCCCUCAAAAGGAGACUGCAUGCUUUAAAACUCUGAGGCUCUGGAGAUGUGUUGUGAGCCCAGGUUGUGAGAAGAGACUCUUUAGCUGCUGCAUUGUUUUGGACAGAUUGGAUCUUUCUCAUGUUGUUAUUGCGAUCCUGAGCUUUGAAAUGAGUUCAGAGAAGCAACUGCCAAAGAGUGAGAGAGUUCCUGCCACCAGCCUAGUUUUAUUCUGUAAGUAAUGCUUAAGCAGGUAUGGGUCAAAACCAACAUUUUUCAUGGGAGUCAAACUGUGGGAUAUUGAUGUUCUACUAUAUUGCAACCAGAGGUUCCUUGGAGGGGAAGAGAAAAAUACAGAACAGAUUUCAGACUCACUUGGAAAAUUCACAAUGGAGUGAAGGGGGCUUCCAAGAUGGCAACCUUGAAACUGUGAGUGGAAACAGAGAUCAGAGUGGCAAAGGGGGUGGCAUUUUAGCAGAAUGUGUUGGUUUGCUUAGUUCCUUACUUCCUAUUGCUGUGAAGUAAACUGCCCAAGGUCCAAAAUAUUGUUGCACAUGCAUUUUUCAGGAUGUUAGUUCUGGGCAUCUGCCAAGGCCCAGUUGACUUCAAGAGACAAUCAACUAAAACUCAGUGUGGUUUGCUGCUCCUCUUCACUGUCUGUUGCUACCUAUUAAUCUGAUUUCCCUUAACAAACAAGAACUGUUAGUAACAUAUACCAGUGUAAGUGUACCUUAUGCUGCAUAUCUCUUUAAUAGUUGUUGUGUUGGUAUUCCUUUCUUCAUUCCACAACAACUCAAGCCCCUGUCCUGGACCUACCAUUGAAUUACUGCAAUGCUCUGUGGCCAUUUACAGCUUGUAGAGAUCUGGGGAGGGGAACCUAAGAAGCAUCUAGCUGUGUCCACUUAGCUAGAUGUGAAAUGAUGCCACCAUCUGUUAGAUCAGGGGUCCCCAAACUUUUAAAACUGGGGGCCAGUUCAUGAUCCCUCAGACUGUUGGAGGGCCAGACUAUAGUUGGCCAAGUGGCCACCAAGCAAUAAUAAUAAUAAUAAUAAUAAUAAUAAUAAUAAUAAUAAUAAUAAGCCCAACCCCUUUCUGCGUUUGUGCACAAGCAAAGCACUCCUGACAGAUGACCUCCCAGCCUCAAUGUUAACAACAACAACAACAACAACAACAACAAUAAUAAAAAGAGGGUUGGAAGAGACCCCUUGGGCCAUUUAGCCCAACCCCCUUCAGCCUUUGUGCCGUGGGGGCCGGAUAAAUGGCUUCGAUGGGCCGCAUGUGGCCCCCGGGCCGUAGUUUGGGGACCCCUGUGUUAGAUCCUUCAUGGUUCUCAGCAGAUGAUGUAACAAAUCCACUUUUGGCUAUGGUGACAUAGCCAGGCACAUCUCCAACUUCACACCUUUCCACCAGCCAUAGAAUUGUGGAAGAGGCUGCAGUGGCAUGAUAAUAAUCAAUUCAGCUGGAAUUGUUCCACAUACUGAACUACAGGAUUCUGGCCAAGCAGUGUAAAGACCAAAGAGGUGGAGCCACAUUUGCCAAUUGCAUCCUUGGGAAAAGGUUGGCCAACAGUAAGUGACAGUGUCAAGGAGAAGGCGUGUAUAUCUAGUGAUUUAGGACAAGGAAUAUUGAAAGCAUCUUGCCUAGUAGGUGUCCCAGAUAUGGAGUCCAUAUUAGUAGACCUCACCUACCCUCCAGAGAAAAGAUAGAGGAAUCCCUUGUGCCAGUACUCCAUGUACUGUGAGAAGCAUUUAAAUCUAGACACAGUUAAUACUAUAUACAGUAGAGUCUCACUUAUCCAACACUCACUUAUCCAACGUUCUGGAUUAUACAAAGCAUUUUUGUAGUCAAUGCUUUCAAAACAUCAUGAUAUUUUGAUGCUAAAUUCAUAAAUACAGUAAUUACUACAUAGCAUUACUGCAUAUUGAACUACUUUUUCUGUCAAAUUUGUUGUAUAACAUGAUGUUUUGGUGCUUCAUUUGUAAAAUCAUAACCUAAUUUGAUGUUUAAUAAGCUUUUCCUUAAUCUCUCCUUAUUAUCCAACAUAUUGGCUUAUCCAACGUUCUGCCAGCCCGUUUAUGUUGGAUAAGCGAGACUCUUCUGUAACUCAAAUUCACAUGUUAAGGUCUGAAUCCUAUUGAUAAUCCCGCUAAGAGUAAAAUGAAGCAUUUGUUCAAGCAAGUUUUCCCAAUUUCUUCCAACCCAACAUCUCUUUUCUGGAUUUCAAAAAGAAUUUGCAUGUUGAGUACUAUAUAUCUGUCUACUGUGUAUAUUAUACAUUUGAUUGAUGAACAGUGCCUUUCAUUUUUUGGAUAUAAGUGGUGUGUAAAUAUUCUCCAAUAAAAUAGAGUCAGUGGGAUUUACACACAGGCUAACUCAUCAUUUAGCAGUUGAUUCGAUGGGUCUAUUCUGGUUGGGACUACCAAUAGGAUUCAAUAUAGGACUCUAUAUUUUCAACUCAGGAAUGGUCUACAUUUGGAAUGAGUGAAUCACUCCACUUCAGGUCCUUGUAACUUCUGACAGGUUCAUUGCAACUUUCUGACCCAUUCCAUUCAAUUUCUAAAUUCACCUAUGAUUUAAAAGAAGAUCUGCAUGAAAAAUGCAUUUAAAAAUACGUUUUGAAACAUAUUCUUCUCAAUGUGUGGUUCAUAUUCUUUCAAAAUGUGUACUGUAAAACAUGAUUGCAAUAUGCUGGAAGGGCUAAUCUAGGGAUACCUUUCAGCUGUCCUGAUUGACAGGAAAAAUUAACCCUUAAUCAGAUCACUUGUUGGCUGUCUCCUCCUUCCACUCCCCCUUGUUCUCAGCUAAUUUCACUUGCUGAAAGUACUAAAGUAAUCUGUACUCAAUGAAAUUGAGGAGUGGGGGAGUUGAAGAGGUGGCAGAAUGUUAUCCUUCCCAGUAGAUGCAGGCAAAAGCAAACUUUAGACAUCUCUCCAAGCUUGGGUUUAUUAUAAAUAACUUUGGUCAUUUUCUGUCCCAGCUUGUCUGUGAAAUGUUGAAAGAUAUAUUAAUUAGUUCCAAAUAUGUUACUCAACUCAAUUUGUAUCAGAAUCUGCAAAAGGGCCCAUAGUUUAUACACAGAGCAGAAUGAAGCACUAAGUAUCUUGAAAGCCCACCAGGGUCAGAAGGAAUUAAAUUAACCAGCCAACUAAAUAUGCAAUUCUAAGUAUGUUUAUAUUCUAUUUGUAUUCACCAGAAUUGAGUCCGCUAGCAUGAUAAGUGUUGCAGCACUAGGCCUACAUCCAGUUCGUAGUACCAACUGAAGUAGACCCAUUGAUCAUAAAUGUUUACUGACAAAAUCUCCAUCGAUUCAAGUUUGAAACUAAUACAACCUUCCACAUUUCCUAGGAUUAGGGUCACGGGGCUCCCGUAAAAGUGAAAAACCAUAAAUAAAGAAAUUGCUAUUUUUAAAACUGAGUGAGCACUUCCCUAGGAAUUGCUAGAUCUUCCUGCAUUAACUCCAGGGUUAACUUCUUCCAGAACAGAGGUCCCCAAACUUUUUAAGUGGAGGGCCGAUUCACAGUCCCUCAGACUGUUAGGGGGCCGGACUAGGAUGAAAUAGUCCAAAAUUAAGAUUGUUGUUGUUGUGUGCCUUCAAGUCAUUUCAGACUUAGGUCAACCCUAAAUCUAAAGUUUAGGACAGAGGCCAGGUCAAUCACCUUGGAAGCCCAUGGGUUAGUUUGGGGACCCCUGAUCUAGAUGAUCAUAAGACCAUAGGUAAGGAAAGGGGCCCUCAAAGGCCAUCUAGAUAAUCUCAUAAAACCAUAGGUAAGGAAAAGGACCUUCAAAGGCCAUCUAGAUGGUCUCAUAGGACCAUAGGUAAGGAAAGUGACCUCUAAAAGCCAUCUAGAUGGUUUCAUAAGGCCAUAGCUAAGCAAAGAGACCUUCAAAGACCAUCUAGACUAUCUCAUAAGACCAUAGGUAAGCAAAAAGACCUCCAAAGACCAGGUAGACUUAGGUCAACCCUAAGUCUAAGGUUUAGGGCAGGGGCCAGGUCAAUGACCUUGGAGGGCCGCAUCCGGCCCCCGGGCCUUAGUUUGGGGACCCCUGUUCUAGAAGGUUGCCAUAGAAUUAUAUUAGAGGACCUAGAGAUUCUUAUGGAGGUAGUUCUCUAGAUUGCUAGUCUGUGGUUUUCAAUCUGUGAGUCCCCAGAUGUUUUGGCCUUCAACUCCCAGAAAUCCUAACAGCUGGUAAACUGGCUGGGAUUUCUGGGAGUUGUAAGCCAAAACACUUUGGGGACCCACAGGUUGAGAACUACUGCUCUAGGUCCUUCAACAUAACUCAAGGAUGCUGAUCACAGAGUCCUAUUGAAGAACCUAGAGAUAAUACUUUUAAUCAAAUCUGUGAUUAGUCAAAUCCAUACAAGUCAAACGCAAUGUGGACGACUGAUUAUUGGAUCAUUAGUUGGAUAUAAAUAAUUGGAUUUAAGAUACAGGUGACUAUCCUGUAACCACCCAUAAAUCAUUGAAAUGCACCUCCCAACAUUCCUCAACAUUGUUAAGGAAGGGCUGCUGGGACUUGCAGUGGAAAAACUGCCAGAGGGUUGCGUGCUUGAUUUCCACUCCUCUGUAUCCCAGAUGUGAGCUCUAGUAUUUAAGCAUAAGGGAUGGAACCAGAGUUUUUAAAAAGUAAGGUGUGAAUUGAUGAUUAACUCAAGUUUGUAGUAAAAUCUGCUCAUCGUCAGCUCCAAGAGGCAUAUGUUGGAACACUUUGCAGGAAUGCGUAAUCCUAACUUGCCAGGUCUGGAGCCAUUUCUCCUGUUUUGUAAGGCACUUAACUUUCGGAAUACCGAAACAUCUUUAGCAACUGGGCAGAGCAAGUCACGGAAUUAAGAAGAAAACUCUGCAGGAGAAGUAUUGCAUUUAUUUUCCAGUCCAAUGUGCCAAGAUCUAGAUAUGCAUCAUGUUUCCUAUAGUCUUGUUAAAUGGAAACCUACUGUGCAUUAUUUUUGCCCAAAGGCUGAAGAGAGGUGUAUCAAGAUAACAUUUAUUUUUUAAUUAAAAAUAAAAUGUAUAAAUAAUGGAGUAAGAAA